CGGGAGGGCGGAUUCCGCAGCUUUGGUAUUGACCGGUGCUGUGCACUAGGCUGGUCUCUGGUGACUUCCAGACCUGAGUCUCGAUUCCCUUGCGAAAGCUCUUAGUGCUGUGGGUCCGGGCGUCCCGGGCUCUGGGUGUGUCCAGCCUGCAGCUGGGGUCCUUGCAGCCGGCCUGGAGGGGCGCGCCGCAGCCCUGCGGGGAUGGAACGGACCGAACUGCUGAAGCCGCGGACCCUGACCGACCUCAUCCGCAUCCUGCAUGAGCUCUUCGCGGGCGACGAGGUCAACGUGGAGGAGGUGCAGGCUGUGCUGGAAGCCUACGAGAGCAAUCCCGCCGAGUGGGCUUUGUACGCCAAAUUCGACCAGUACAGGUAUACUCGAAAUCUUGUGGAUCAAGGAAAUGGGAAGUUUAAUCUGAUGAUUCUGUGCUGGGGUGAAGGACACGGCAGCAGUAUUCACGAUCACACGGACUCCCACUGCUUUCUGAAGAUGCUGCAAGGAAACCUAAAGGAGACAUUGUUUGCCUGGCCUGACAAAAAAUCAAAUGAGAUGAUCAAGAAGUCAGAAAGGACCUUGAGGGAAAACCAGUGUGCCUACAUUAAUGAUUCCAUUGGGUUGCAUCGAGUAGAGAACGUGAGCCACACGGAGCCUGCCGUGAGUCUUCACUUGUACAGCCCACCUUUCGAUACGUGCCAUGCCUUUGAUCAAAGAACGGGCCACAAAAACAAAGUCACCAUGACAUUCCACAGCAAAUUUGGAAUCCGGACUCCAUUUCCAACUUCAGGAUCGCUGGAGAACAACUAAGGCAUACCAAGCCCUGGGAAGUUUUGCUUUCAGGCUUUCUGAAUGUUUACCUUGGGCAGAGAGGCCGCCCACCCACCAUCUGCUGUCCAGUAACACAGUUAAAUAAUGCCCGUGCUCGGUUCUACUGACUGCCAACAGGCGCUAAGGAAGCAAACAGUGUCCUGAGCUAUGCAGGAGAAAAUCCCACUAAAGAAAAAGUCUCGCAAUUUUUAAUGGCCAAAUCACAUUGCUCUGGAUUCUUCUGUACUCUAAUCCAUGGAAACUCUACUGGGGGGUUUCAGCGGGAGCAUUUCAGCCUUUGGUAACUCUCUGGUCUCUGAACUAUAAUAAUCAAAAGAAAAAGUCAGAAACUACAAACUGUCAAAUGUCUGUUUUGAUAUACCUGGAAGACUAAAUGUAGAAACCUUUAAUAUACUUCGUAUGUUCCUAAUAUUUGAUGAGAAUUUUUUAAAUCUGGAUUUUAUUUUUUCAAGCCUGUUUGACAAAUUCCUAUGCUGUGGAAAACAGGGAAGUAUGUAGCAGUUUGUUACUUGGUAGUGAAUAGCAGUGGCUUUAGAAUUGUGCCUGCACCCAGACCUCCUGCAAACAAAAAACUGAAACUGUGUUUAAUGUGUCCCCCUUUGUACUGCCACCAAAAUUGCCAAACAACUUUAAUAAAACUGGCUUUGAGAAGAA
Mesocricetus auratus (golden hamster) is the source of this 1479-nucleotide messenger RNA. It is a transcript of the gene Cdo1, whose product is annotated as cysteine dioxygenase type 1. The record is from RefSeq and is a predicted model, not a curated record. The transcript has 5 exons. The coding region runs from base 202 to 804 and encodes 200 amino acids. Gene Ontology annotation, biological process: L-cysteine catabolic process. Lineage: Eukaryota; Metazoa; Chordata; Mammalia; Rodentia; Cricetidae. Gene Ontology annotation, molecular function: cysteine dioxygenase activity; ferrous iron binding.